Panicum hallii is the source of this 1952-nucleotide messenger RNA. RefSeq names its product RING-H2 finger protein ATL32-like. The record is from RefSeq and is a predicted model, not a curated record. Lineage: Eukaryota; Viridiplantae; Streptophyta; Magnoliopsida; Poales; Poaceae. The coding region runs from base 230 to 1537 and encodes 435 amino acids. The transcript has a single exon.
CCUGGACGGCCGCGGACGCCGAAACCCCGGUGCCCAACGCCCCGAACCCAUCGAACCCGCCUGCUCGCCGCCGCCCGGGCACCACCAGACGCCACGACCGCACCGUGUCCUCCCCCUCCACUGUCCACUCCACGGCCAUGACUCGAGCCGUUUAUAUGCACCUACGCGCCCCGCGCGCCAGCGACUCCGUCCAAGAAGCGCACCCCGCCGGCCCACCCGCCACCGCCAGAUGACGACGCCCCGCCACCAUGCGCCGCCGCCGCCGCUGCUCGCCGCGCUUGCUCUGCUGCUGAUGCUCGCCGGGCCCGCCGCGGCGCAGCCGCCGUCGCGGGACAAGGACAACGGCGGCGGAGGAGGAGGGUUCGGCAUGCAGAACCAGCCGCCGGGCUUCAGCGCGCCCAUGGUCGUGCUCCUGGUGGCGCUCAUCGCGGCCUUCUUCUUCAUCGGCUUCUUCUCCGUGUACAUGCGCCGGUGCGGGCGGGGCGCCUCCUCGGACGGGCCUGCCAUCCCGGCCGCCGCGCUGCUCGCGCUGUCGCGGCAGGAGCAGCGGGACCAGCAGCAGCGCGGGCUCGACCCCGCCGUGCUCGCGUCGUUCCCGACGAUGAGGUACGCGGAGGCCAAGGAGCUCCGGGUCGGGGGCAAGGACGCCGCGCUCGAGUGCGCGGUCUGCCUCAGCGAGUUCGAGGGCGACGAGGAGCUCCGGCUGCUGCCCCGGUGCAGCCACGCCUUCCACACGGACUGCAUCGGGGAGUGGCUCGCCGGCCACGUCACCUGCCCCGUCUGCCGGUGCAACCUCGACCCCGGUCAGGAGCUCGCGGCGGCCGAGGCGGACAGCUCCGGCGAGGUGGCCGCGGAGCACGAGGCCACGGAUCAGGUGGUCAUCGGCGUGACCCACGAGGGCGCCGAGGACGAGGAGGAAACGAGGAGGGAGGAGGCGAUGGAGCUGGAGCGGAUCGGGAGCCAGCGCCGCGCGGUGCGGUCGCGGUCGGGGCGGCCGCCGCCGCCGCCGCUCGUCCCGCGGUCGCACUCCACGGGCCACUCCCUCGCGGCGCGCCUCGACGGCGACCUCGAGCGAUUCACGCUGCGGCUGCCGGAGCACGUGCGCAGGGAGAUGGUCGCGGCGGGCGAGGAGAGCCUGCGCCGCACGGGGCCGGCGGGGCGGGACCGGGAAGGCCGCGCCGGCGCCGGCGCCCGGAGCGCGCGGCUCGGGCGGUCGGACCGGUGGCCGUCGUUCAUCACGCGGACGUUCUCGUCGAGGGUCCCGUUCUGGUCCGCGUCGAGGAGGGCGGCGCCCGACGCGGAGGCCGCCGUGGUAGCGGCAGGGAUGGAGGCGUCCACGGCGGCGGCGAGGACCAAGCGUGAGAAGACGGCCACCGCGGCGGACGGCGGCACCGUGACCCCGCCCAAGGGGAGCGUCCGCUUCGACUGCCUCGGCGGCGGCGCCACUGCCGUCUCGGCCGCGAGGGUCGGCGCCGCGGCCGGCGACAGCGAGACCGAGGACGACGACGAGGAGAAGGCGAUCGCCCGGCACGCCUGAGCGGCAACGCGCGACGAGAGCGGGAUUCGUGGCACCACGCAUCGCCACGUGCUCGUCCACAACUUCGGCGGCGCCCGGCGCACGGUACAGCUGGUAGCGUAUCAACGCGCGGCGAGACGACCGUGGCCAUCCGUGGCCAUGUGAUCCGCGGGCGAAGCUGCUCGCGUAGUCGCGCGCCAAUGGGAACGCGCAGCUGACACGACGAUUCCGUCCCGUUGGAGACGGUCCCCUUUUCCCGUUUUCCUCUUCUGCGUGCUAGUGCUUGUUUAGAAAAGAGAGAGGAGAAUUCUUGAUUCAAUUUUUUUCGUUGACGUUGAAAAAAUGGAGCGAAGUCGUUGUAAGAUAGUAGGAGCUGCAGUUGGGCGUGGUAAGCUGGGAAAGAAAUUAAAUGGAUUCAAAAAGUUUACACGAGGUA